AUGCAAUCAACAUCCUAAAGAAAUCUCUUGUUGACUAGUCCUAUUAAAUAUUAAACAUCUAUGAAAUUCAAUCAAACACCAAAUGAAACAGGAAAACAAAAAUAAUAUUUCAUAAAGGAUAAGGAAACUAUGUUUGAGGAAAUUCAAUCUCUCAAAUAAAGCAAGAACCAAUUGUUUAUUAACAUUAAGAAGCUACAAGCUUAAGUGUAAUAUUAUAAGAAAGAGGCUAUAUACAAGGAUGAGAGCAGUCCUCUUAAAAGUUCAUCCAGAUUCAAAUNGAUAAAGAAGAGGAAUAAAAACUCUAGGCAUUGAAUCCUGAAAAAUUUAAGUAAUAAAGUUAAGAAAAUUAAGAAGAUAAGAAAGGAUAAUUAUUAGUUGAAGGAUUGUUAAAGAAAUCUACAGAAGAAUAAGAGUAAGAAGAUGAUUCAUAAGAAGGUUUAGAAUAAUUUGAAGGCAAAAACUUUAUGACAUAAAAACAUAAAGAAAGAUAUUUGGGAUUAAAAAAGAAAAUCUAAUAAUCUAAAGUAUUAAAUGAUAAAGCAGUUUUAAAUGAAGAAAGAUAAAAUACUGAUGCUUAAUAUGAUAAAUAUGUAAGGAAAAGAAGAUAUCUUUUGAAAAAGGAGGCAGAAAAAAAAGAAUUAGAAUUCAAAUAAAUAGAUGAAGAUAAAGAUUAUUUAAAUAGAUUAACAAUUAAACAUGAUGAAGAAUAAGAAAGAAAAAAAGAAUAUUUUGGAUGGGAUGUAUUUAAUGAAGAUGCUGUUUAUAAUGCUUAUAAGAAAAGAUGUACUACUUUAGCAAAAGAUGAAGGAAAAUAUAAAUAAUAAAUGGGUAUUUUAUAUAUAGAUUAAUUUUUAGAGUCAAAUUAAGAGUUUGUGCCUACAAAUGAAGCAUUAGAGAGACUGAGUUCUGAUAUUACUAAAUAGUAAGAGAGAAGAAAAGAGUUUUCAAGAAGAAGAAGAUUCAAUGAAGAUUAACCUGUGACUUAUAUUAAUGAAAGAAAUAGGAUCUUCAAUAAAAAAUUAGAAAGAUUCUUUGGAGAUUAUGCUGCAGAUAUUAAAGCUAAUUUAGAAAGAGGAACUGCAUCUUGAU
Molecule: messenger RNA, 1089 nt
Organism: Paramecium pentaurelia
Lineage: Eukaryota; Ciliophora; Oligohymenophorea; Peniculida; Parameciidae
Source: the annotation of a GenBank genome assembly